AUGUCGGAAUGUGAUGGUAAAGUUUCCUUCACCCAACAUGACACAACUGACUCAGCAAUUGGAUGCAGGAAUCAUUCGUUCAUUCAAGAUCGCUAUCGACGCAAGCUCGAAGUGCCCGCUCGAGUGCUGCGCAACUGCUCGUUGCGGUGCAGCAUUGUCGACGCGUCGACAGUGGCACGACCUAGGCAGGGAAACGAUUAUGGUCACGCGUUGGAUGUGAGCGUAGAAGAGGAUCUCGCAGCGCUGAUGAAGGAGAUGCAUGCUGCUGACGGUAUCGAUGCGUACAUUGACGCAGACUCAGCAGAGCCAAUCGAGUGUGCCCAGGAUGUGAUCGAACGAGUUGGGCCUGAUGCGGAUCAAGAUGGGGACAAUGACUCGGAGGCUGAAGCCCGAUACAACCUCUAG
Molecule: messenger RNA, 405 nt
Organism: Plasmopara halstedii
Lineage: Eukaryota; Oomycota; Peronosporomycetes; Peronosporales; Peronosporaceae
Exons: 3
Coding region: 1-405 (134 amino acids)
Source: RefSeq, a predicted model, not a curated record